AACGUCUGUCGUCCCACCACUUUUGAGUUUCCAUCCCCUCAACUCUUGGUCCUCUGGCAGCUGUGUUGUCCAGAGAUGAUGAGCUCGAAAAAAACUGUGAAGACUUUCAGCAGUCACUCCUCUGUUGGAGUGAGCAGCAACAGACGGACACCCCUGUCCCGUUCAGGGAUGGUUUCGAGAGAAGGUUGGGGCUCCAGUCCAGUCCUUUACCCUUCGAUUACAGCUGUAAAGGUCAAUGAAAGUCUUCUGGCACCUCUAAAUCUGGACAUCGACCCGAGCAUCCAGGCCAUCAAGACUCAGGAGAAAGAACAGAUCAAGACACUCAACAACCGAUUUGCUUCAUUCAUUGACAAAGUACGCUAUCUAGAACAACAGAACAAGAUGCUGGAAACUAAGUGGAGUGUCCUGCAGGAACAGACCAGCCGACAGUCCAACAUUGAUAUGAUGUUUGAGGGCUACAUUUCUGGUCUGCGCAGACAGCUGGACAGUUUAGGUAAUGAGAAGCAGCGUCUGGAGUCUGGCCUGCGGGACAUGAACACACUGGUUGAAGACUUUAAGAGCAAGUAUGAAGAUGAAAUUAACAAACGAAGCGAUUCUGACAACGAAUUUGUGCUUCUUAAAAAGAAUGCUGAUGAUUCAUAUCUGAGUAAAGUGGAGCUGGAUUGUAAAUUGGAUGCCCUUUCAGAAGAGAUCAACUUCCUUUGGCAGAUUUAUGAAGCGGAACUUCAUGAGCUCCAGACUCAGAUCAAGGACACUUCAGUUGUUGUAGAAAUGGACAACAGCAGGAAUCUGGACAUGGAAUCUAUUGUGGCUGAAGUUCGUGCUCAGUAUGAAGACAUCGCCAGCCGCAGCCGUGCCGAAGCAGAGAGCUGGUACCAACAAAAGUAUGAAGAAAUGCAGCUGACCGCAACCAAACAUGGAGAUGACCUGAAAAACUCCAAGGCAGAAAUCUCAGAGUACAACAGAAGAAUUGCACGUAUUCAUUCUGAGAUGGAGCUCAUUAAGGGACAGUUCUCAAACCAUGAAGGGCAGAUCAAAGAGGCAGAAGAGCGUGGUGAACUGGCUGUGAAAGAUGCCAGGCUGCGUCUGCAGGAGCUGGAAGCUGCUCUUCUGAGGGCCAAACAGGACAUGGCCCGACAGGUGCGCGAGUACCAGUCCCUGAUGAACAUCAAACUGGCUCUGGACAUUGAGAUCGCCACCUAUAGGAAACUCCUGGAAGGGGAAGAGAGCAGACUGUAUACGUCAUACCAGACACACUACAUCACUAAACCAGGCUCACUCAACUAUGAUCUUGAAAGCAGCCUUAUAGGAGUAUCAUCCCAAAAUGCCACGAAGGAUAUUCAUAACACAGGCCUGGUUAAGCAGGAAGUGGUGGUUAAUAAGGGUGGCAGUUCUAGCAGCCUCACCACCGUCACCAAAAGCACAAAGACCACCGUCGUCACCAGUGAGAUGGGGAAGAAGCUUGUGUCUACAGGGGGAAGUGUGCAGGUGAUGGAUAAAUCUGCACUUAAACAACUGGAGGAUGUUUUUGACUGAUGGAAGGAAAGAUAAGAGUGUAUUGCACAGGAUCCAAUUUUUAUAGGUUGUCCACCUCCUCCCACUCAACAGUGAGCAUGUCCAGUUUAGUAUCUGUUGUUAAGGCAUGGAAGAUAAAACUGUAUAACAAGAUUGACUAAAGAUGUAGUAUAUUUUUCAAGAAUCUCUAACGUUUGCUUGUUCCCUAUGAUUAAUGAUAACUAAACAUCUGUUAAUGUGAACAGUCAAAGAGUAAGACA
Danio aesculapii is the source of this 1775-nucleotide messenger RNA. RefSeq lists its product as uncharacterized. The transcript is spliced from 9 exons. Gene Ontology annotation, molecular function: structural constituent of skin epidermis. Gene Ontology annotation, biological process: intermediate filament organization; keratinization. The record is from RefSeq and is a predicted model, not a curated record. Bases 76 to 1536 code for a protein of 486 amino acids. NCBI's taxonomy places the organism in Eukaryota, Metazoa, Chordata, Actinopteri, Cypriniformes, Danionidae. Gene Ontology annotation, cellular component: keratin filament.